GGAGCACCAAUCAUCUUUGAUACACAAAUUCAUCACAUCCUAUUCAAUAGUGCGAUUGAGAUUUUCCACUUUGUCCAUCGAGACACACACAUCAGUAAAUGUUCAUGCGACGGCGGAUAGCUAUUGUGGUCUUCGUCAUCAUAACCUACCAAAUCAUCUCGGCGCUCCUUACAAGUAGAGCCGAGAAACAACGACAAUUCCUCUUAGAAAAGGAAUUACAAGAAGAACGAGACCAUGAACAUUCUCAGACAGCGGAAUUCAGCAAUGUCCAGACCUUUCCUUCUAGGCAGUUCUUCGGCACUGACUCAAUAAUAUCCGGGCAAUUCGUUCAUUCACCAACUGAAGCGAAUACUGGUAUGCCAUAUGAUGUUUUGGCAGAAUUCAAAGCUGUGUGGAUAGGCAUUGACGGAGAAGCAGAGGUCUACAAGCUAUGCGACAUCUACUCUGAUGGAAAACUACCUAAAAUGCAUGGACAAUUUCCCGUCAAUGUUCCAAUUAGAAGAAAGGAUGUUAAGCAGGACGGCAACAAGCUUAAAUUCAAUAUUCUUGCUGGCCAUGAGAUCAAGCGUUAUGGAAGCUUCGAGUUGUGUAUCUACGAUCCUGCCGCAAAGGGUAAUAAUCCGAACGAUAAGCCUGGUCGUUACGUUUACUCGGGUUUGAAGAUUGGGAUUGAUGAUGUGCAAAAGUACGGCCUUUAUAUGAUCACACAAUUAUCCCCAGAUAUUGAAGGCAAUGAACUAUCGGAAACAUUGCAAUCAAUACGACUCAAAUUAAACAACCCCGCCAUAGCAGAAAUCCACUUUUUGCAGCCAGACGAAGAUCUUGCAGUUUUUCCAGACGAUAUUAUCAGUCAUCCCAAGUUCCGUUUUUCCAUUGCUGGAUCAGCACUCACGUUUGCCCAUGUAGUGGAGUAUGGAAGUCGUGUGCUUACAGACUGCCGGAUUAUUUAUAUGCCUGCAGAAGUCACGGUGGGGACAUCUUUAUUUCAUUUCGCGGAUGUGAGCCCAGCUGUGUUUUUUAGCCAUCUAUAUGCUAUAUCUGCUCAAUACCCAUCAUCGCACGAAAGCGGAACUUCCGGGGCUCUAUCAACGUUCAUGUUUGUUCCUUCACAGUUGGGCCAGCUUCACCCUAACGAAAAAGACAUGCUUGGUGACAAGGCUGAAGCUUUUCACCGAGAAUCAAGCAAACUAUCACAAUCUGUCAGCAGACUGGAAGCUAGCGCCAGAAUCAACGGCCCCCACUUUGUUGAACGUGUUAGGGAAUGGUACCCCAAGGUGUUGGUAGUUGAUCCUAAUCAACUCAUCAGGAUUUCCGACCCUGUACUAGUUAGAGGGCGCAGCGAAUCGAUUUACAGUAGCCCUACAACGCUCAUUCAUCCGGACUGGAAUGACCCAACAUUACUUAAAAAACGAAGCGGAUGGCUUUGGUAAUCCAGCCAUGCUAUCUUCAUAGACAUCUACAUAACUAAAAUGGAGCACAUAGCCAUGAUUUAAACACCAAAACUUUAUGUAAUUUACGAGCAUUCAUUGGUAUCUCGCGAUAGAUAUUUAGAAACAGAGCUUGCACUAUAUAACGGUGCCUUGUAAGCUUAUAUUCAACCUAAUUUGGUUCCUUUUUU
Molecule: messenger RNA, 1618 nt
Organism: Umbelopsis ramanniana AG
Lineage: Eukaryota; Fungi; Mucoromycota; Umbelopsidomycetes; Umbelopsidales; Umbelopsidaceae
Exons: 3
Coding region: 99-1430 (443 amino acids)
Source: RefSeq, a predicted model, not a curated record